CGGGCCUGACAUUAAAUUUAAGUUUAGUGAAUCUCGCUCUGAUUGGCCAAAUUUUAAUUCAAUCACAAUCCUCAGGGACAUACGAGUUCCGUAGUACUUCGCAAUAAUCCCUAGUAUUUACAAAUAAUCACGAAUUUCAGGGCCGUGUCGAGUGCCUGAGUAACAUUAGGAGUUCGCUCAAUCUCGAUGUUUGCUUGUGGAGUGCUCGUGCAUCGAAAAGAAGGCAACGGAAGAACAACGGACGAGUUCAAUGACAGCAUGUUUGAUCAGUGGUGCUGUAUUUUGUACUGUUAAAUUGCUCUGUGUAAAAAUAAUUGGUAUUUCACUCCGAAGAGGAUAUUCGAGGUCCGUGUCAGACGAUACGAUCGUAUCGCUUCUCGGUGUUACAGCGAGAUUACCGCGAAAAUUCGUGACUAAUCAGUUCUGCGAGUUUGGGAAGGCUUUCUUGAAAAAAAUAACAAAGCGAUACAGUGAUUCAACCGAGUUGAGGCAUCUGUCACGUUAAAAGGUAUCGGACGAUCCGCUUCGAGUGUUAAUGCUCGCACGAUCGACAUCGUGCAAUCAACGAAUAACCGAAUAAGAGAAAAUACUCCGAAAUCGUACGUCGCUCCGGCCGGUGGUAAGCGAGGAUCACAUUUCGCAUCGCCGACGAGCAGACAACCGUAAGGACAUCCGUUGACUCGGGCGAAUUUCAGAAAUAAACACGCAAAUAUGCGGUAGAGGUGAUAGAAGUAAACACAACAAGGCACAAUAAGAGGAGGUAACAAGGACAACACGUGCGAUUCUGAUACAUUAUCUAAGAAGGAAGGGGAAGAAGAAGAAGCUUAGUAGUAGUAGUAAUAGUAUCGGGCAACACUCGGACAGUUAAGCCACGGCACUGGGUGACGGUACGUGACGUUACGUUGCAGCGAGGAAGCGACCGUGCGAGCCAGGACUGUAAAGCACGCGUUGCGAGCGGGACGAGGCGUUUACUGCGCGAGAGGCGAGUCGGAAAAACGGGCGAGUGUGCGCGCUCGCGCGCGCAACGUGCAUGCGUGCGACGAUACACACGUCUCUCUCGCUCGCUCGCGCGCGAGGUGUUUACUGCGCGUUGUCAAGCGUGCCUUGUCAUCCUAUACGGGGGUGUUGGUGAAGGAACACCGCACUUUCCGGAUUGUGUCCGGAUAGUGCCCGCGUUCGCUCGUGAUUUCGGCAUCAUCGGUGCUCGCUAACACAACGCGCGUACCUCGUAUUCCAUCAUCGCGGCGAACGCACGCGCGCGCGCGACCCUCUCGGCGAGGACGACGCGUCGUCGUUGAUCAUCGUUACGGACGGAGAGAAGAACGAAGAAAAUGGCCGACAGUUGGAUUAACAGUGUUGCUUGCCGAUAUUUCAAAAGCGGCGUUUGUCGGGAGGGCAACAACUGUCGAUUUCGGCACGUACAAGGGACCAGAGAUGACGCGGAUGUCAAUAACGCAGACACAACACCGUCCGGACCAAUCUUCAAUGUCACAUGUCGCUUCUUCAAACAAGGAAUAUGUAGGUUCGGCAGUCAGUGCCAUUUUCGACACAGUGGAAACACCUCCGAUAGUAAUUCCAAACAAAGCAAUGCAAUAGAAAAUUCUGCGUCGGGCCAACAUACCGCAAGCUCCUCGAAAAAAGGGAGUAAUGACAAAUGUGCCGCUGAAGAAUGGGUGAAAGCACCUGAGUUUGUACCUACAGUUGUGCCUCCUGUUGCUGGAUCGUCUUCUUCUACGGAUGAAAUGUCUACAUCGGGAACAUCUAUGAGCGCAUUGAAGCCAACAUCAUAUGCUCAAGCUGUUAAUCCAUCAUCUGGUCAAGCCUCGAGUCCUGCUUUAGAACCUUUGUGCCCAUAUGCCGAAGCAACUGGAUUUUGCAAAAAAUUAAACUGCACAUAUCUUCAUGGCGAUAUUUGUGAACUGUGUAAUUGUGCGGCUCUCCAUCCUCACAAUGAAGAACAGCAGAAGAAGCAUACAAACGCGUGCGUGAAACAACAUGAAGCAGAUAUGGAAUUAUCCUUUGCUAUACAACGCAGCAAAGAGAAGUCUUGUGGCGUGUGUUUCGAAACAAUAAUGGAAAAGUCGUCACGAGAACAAAGGUUCGGUAUCCUGCCGAAUUGUAAUCACUGCUUCUGCUUAACCUGUAUCAGAAAGUGGCGGCAGGCAAAACAAUUUGACAACAAGAUCAUAAGAGCAUGUCCAGAGUGUCGUGUUCCAUCAGAUUUUGUCUGUCCCAGCAUGUUCUGGGUGGACACGAAGGAGGAGAAGGAAAAGUUAAUAAGAGAUUAUAAAGGUGUUUUAAGUACUAAGGAUUGCAAGUACUUCAACAAAGGUCGUGGUAAAUGUCCGUUCGGUAAUAAGUGCUUCUAUCUCCAUGCACUUCCCGACGGCACUAAGAAGGACGUUGGUCCACCAAGAAGACGUCAUGCCGAUUAUGAUAUCGAUUUCUUACACCAAUUAAUCUUGUGGGAUUUCCUCGAAGAAAGGGACGAUCGCUGGAUGUACCUCGAUUUAGAAGAAAUCCCAUUCUUUUCUGAUUCGGACGAUUCCGAUUGGUCUGAUUAUGAGCUGUCAUUCGACUAGAGCAGUAGAACUAGUCGGGUCGUAUUGCCCUUAUCAGAUCCCUGAUAUCGUAUUGGUGUUCGACCUUUAGCAGCCACUCCCUUUACUCUUUACUUUACCUUCAUCUUAUCCUUUACGUGCGAAUUUGGCGGCAAGAAUUACUACAUCGCAAAUAAUUUUGAAUGAUUGUAAUUCGAAGACAUUUUAGCUACGUCAGUACUUUAUCUUAACUGGGAUGCGUUAUGGAUGAAGUCAAGCACAUUGUAAAAAGAAAAGUGAUAUCAAUAUUAUCUUCGGUACAUGUGGAUUUUUUAUAAAUACUUUACCAAGCAACAGUCGCAUAAUGUAAUUAUAUAACUCUCGCAGUCGUCGCAUAAUUACGUCGUACCAUGGCGUCGUAUAAUUGCGUUACAUAAUUAAACCGCAUAAUUACAAUUUUCUUGGAAGAAUUUGAAAUUUUUAUGAGUACUUUC
Molecule: messenger RNA, 3034 nt
Organism: Dinoponera quadriceps
Lineage: Eukaryota; Metazoa; Arthropoda; Insecta; Hymenoptera; Formicidae
Product: probable E3 ubiquitin-protein ligase makorin-1
Exons: 6
Coding region: 1332-2582 (416 amino acids)
Biological process (GO): protein polyubiquitination
Molecular function (GO): ubiquitin protein ligase activity; metal ion binding
Source: RefSeq, a predicted model, not a curated record